This is a messenger RNA of Cuscuta epithymum, 822 nucleotides long. Lineage: Eukaryota; Viridiplantae; Streptophyta; Magnoliopsida; Solanales; Convolvulaceae. The record is from the annotation of a GenBank genome assembly.
CUUGAACAGAUGUGUGGAGGGCUUACUUGAAAUGUCUUUGGAUAUAGGGAAACUCUUGAAAAAGAAUAUGAAAAUGCAAAAGGCAAAUAGUGACUCUUUUUGGAUGAAUCUAUUUCAACUCCUCUUUUUUGCCAACGUCAGUCAAGGGUUUCCAUUUCGUUGUCCUUCUCGAAUCAGAGAGAGGAGAGCUCUCGCUUCUCUCUAAAGCCUAGCGGCCUUCUCCCCUCUGUUGAGAUUUUCCACCGUCUGGGAUUGGAGCGGCAGAUUAUUCUGAUAUUAAGUGUUCUGAUGCUUGGGAUUACAACUAUGUCGGAGGAGAUAACACUGGUGGAUGAACGGAUUGCAGAUGAGAUUUUGUAUCGGUGUUGGGUCAUGAAGUCUUAGUCGGCCGUUUCGACGAUGGUUGAGUUUGUAUUCAUACAUAUUACAAGAGAUCGUCCUUCUCCAGAACCACCUCCAUACCAGGAAGAGUGUUGCGGAAAGAAUUUAUUGCAAUAUUAUUUUCUCUUUAGUAGUGUUAGUUUUAGUUUUAGUCAGAGUGGAUUUGGUUUAAAUGUUUGGAUUUUUGGAGUUAUUUUGAUAGACAGGGUUUCCGAUAUGUUCGUUUUAGGCUUAAAUUUGUCCGUUUCAGGUUUAGCGAGUCAGGUUGCUUUGUAUGAGGUGACUGAUUCUAUGUCUACUCCUAGGGUUCACGAUUGAAUCUGUAAAAUCUGUCUGAAGAUUGUCUUGUAUGCGUUCUUGAUUUUAAUAUAAAGUCGGAUAUAAAAAAACAUUUAUUUAAGAAUUUGUGCUAUUUUGUUAAAUAAGUAGCACAUAAAUCGG